This is a messenger RNA of Tetrahymena thermophila SB210, 2103 nucleotides long. RefSeq names its product ankyrin repeat protein. The transcript is spliced from 10 exons. NCBI's taxonomy places the organism in Eukaryota, Ciliophora, Oligohymenophorea, Hymenostomatida, Tetrahymenidae. Gene Ontology annotation, molecular function: protein binding; metal ion binding. The record is from RefSeq and is a predicted model, not a curated record.
AUGUUUGACAAUAAAACUCACAAAAGAGUAGGAACGAUUGUAAAUAAUGUCAAUAACUACUAUUUAGAAUAAGAAGAAAAAGAAAGGCUUUUGUAAGCUAGUAUGUCUAACAAGAAGCCAUAAAAAAAAAUAAUUCAAAAGCAAGUCUAUAUGUAGCAUUUAGAAAAGAGACUUAAUGAAAUUACAGCAAUAGGAAAAGAAAUGAGAGAUAUUUAAGCAAAUCAAACUUAAUCUAAAUAAAAAGAAAUGGUUAAAUAACUUUAAAUGGAAACUUAAAUAAAAGAUUCUAAGUAAUAAUAAAAGAAGCUUAGAUUAUGUAAAUAGUUUAUGUAAACAGGAUUGUGUAGAAAUAAAGACACAUGCAAAUAUGCUCAUUCAAUAUAAACAUUAGAUACAGAGUAUUUUCCUUAAAGCUGGGUUAACCACUUCAAGAGAAAUAUGAUAUUAAAUAGACCGCAAUCAGCAGUAAAUUUAAAAUCAGUAUCACAAAUAACUUCGCCUCCUAAGGCAGUAGAUAAUAUAUUCAACUUUUUUUAUCCUUCAUUAUCAAAUGAAAAAAAAGUAACAAUUAGUCCUCAAACCUAGAUAUUUACUAUUAACUAAAACAAAUAAAACCAAUAAGAAUAAUAACUAUAAUAAACUCCGUAAGUAAAGAAUCCUUCUAACUCUGAAAGAAUAAAAUAAUUUCUCACCAGAGUCUAGUCUGCUAAAAUUUAAAAAUAAAAUCCUAAACCUAUAUAAGAUCCAAAUAUUGACAAAGUUAUAAAUUAAAAAGGUAGAACCAUGCUAAUGGAGGCAGUCAUACAAGGAAAUAUUGAAGCUGUUCGAAAUUUCCUGUAGCUAGGAGCAAACCCAAAUUUAACUGAUUGGAAAGGUGAUAACAGCAUAAUACAUGCAAUCAAAAAGAACUUUAAUGAUAUAUUAGGUGUAAUCCUUGACACUAGCCAAAAAUACAUUAAUUUAAACAACAGGUUUUUUACAAAUAAAGUCACAUACUUAAUGAUGGCAGCAAAACUAUCAUAAAGUGACAUGGUAAAAACUUUGCUUGCAGCGAAAGCAGACCCUAAUAUAACAGAUGAAGCAAAUAGAACUGCUAUUUUUUAUUGUAUUUUUAACAAUGAUUUAGAGAGUAUAUAUGAUUUGGUAGAAGGAGGUACUAAUUUAACUAUAGUUGAUGAUAGAAAGAAGACUUGUGUAGACUAUGCUUUCCAAAGAAACUAAAUAGAUCUUAUAAAUUAUUUGUUUUCUAAGGGAGGUGCUUUAGCAGACACUACAUAACACCACAAAAUAAUGUUCUUGGCUGUUUAAAAUAAUAAGCUAGGGUUAGUUUAUGAGCUAAUCAAAAGAGGUAACUCGCCUAUGUCAGUUGAUGAAAAUGGGAAUAAUCUAAUGUUGUUAGCAAUAAAACAUUAAUAUUACGAUUCUGCAAUUGAAUUAUGCCAAGAUUAUAGUUUGAACAAUAUAAUUACACAAAAUAAUAAAUAAGGUGAAAAUUGCAUUUUCCUGUCUAUUAAAGAACAAGCUUAUUAGCUGGCUAAAUUUUUUAUAAGAUAGGCAAAAAGUUUAGAUUGUGUGGAUAAUGAAGGAAAGACAGCUCUUAUUUAUGCAGCUGAAUCUAACUAAGAUGAUCUAGUAGAAUUAGUUAUGCAAAAAGAUAUACAAGAUAUUAACAAAUAAGAUAAAAAAAUGGGAACUGCACUGAUUUAUGCUGCCAAAACUGAAAACAUACUUUCUAUUGAACAUAUCCUUAAGUGUAAGCAAACAGUAAAGGCUUAUUUGGUUGAUUUUUAUGGGAAAAAAGCAAGACACUAUUGCUAAAAUAAAACAGCUGCUAAAAGGAUAAUAAAUCGCUAUAUGAUUGAUUAAGGAUAGCUUUCUGAAUCUCUAAUAAAAGGUUUGCUAAAUUUUCUUCUACUUUAAUUUUUAUUCAUUAUUUUAAAUCUGAGAGAUAUAAUAAAAUUAAUUAUAAUUAAAGAAAUGGAGGAGGAAGAAGACUAUUUGAACAAAUAAAUGUUAUUUAAAAUAAAAACCAUACCUUAGCAUGAUAGUCAUGAUUAAAAAUUUAAAAAGGUAAAAUAGAAUUAAUAACAAUAUUAAUCUUGA